Messenger RNA from Aspergillus calidoustus, 3219 nucleotides. The record is from the annotation of a GenBank genome assembly. Lineage: Eukaryota; Fungi; Ascomycota; Eurotiomycetes; Eurotiales; Aspergillaceae.
GGUUGAGAAUGUUGGGGGAAGGCGCGCGGGAUUGAUUGGAGUAAAAUACACGCGCCAAAACCAGACCAGAGCCCAAUCUGAUCACACCGCAACAGGCUGCUUCAUGUCCGGCGUCGCCUUGUACGAGAUCCGUCCCGCCGGCAAAAAGAACAACGCAACCAACGCACCCCCUCGAACCUCCGGAUAAUGAUGCGUCCCUGCCCCCGGCGACGUCCACCCGGCCCCCUGCCACCCAUUCAUCCCCUUCAGCUCCGCCGUGGGGUCAAUCUGCACGACGCAAUUGAUCUCCCCAUAGGGAUGCAGAUGGUACUGCCCGCGGUAUUCUGCCUGACUAUCCAUGUACACCGUCGUGAUGCUGAAGAAGCGCGUGCGUUCUGUGGGAGUGCAGAGGCGACUGCGUCGGUAUUUCGGGCCGUCGAGCUCGUCGGUCGCGACCCAGCCUUCGUUGUUGGCUAUACCAGAUCGGAUGAGGCUGCAAAAGUCUUCGUAGAAGGGGUUUCCCGGGCCGUAGUUCUCAUUGAGGUGUUUUUCGAGCUCGUGGCCGGGGGUUCUGCGAUAAGAUGGUUAGUGGGGUGGGAACAAAGCAACCGAAGUGAGGACGCACAGAUCGGCGACCUCGGCGAAGAAUUCUUCGGCGCGGGCGAUGAGCUUUUCGGCGUUGGGGUGGAGGGUAGACAUUUUGCUGGAUAUCUAAACCUGGAGAGAUGGAUUGCUGAUUUUGAAGAUGAGCCGGGGGAAGUUGGCAGGGAUGCUUUAUCUGUGCACUGAAAUGCGGAGAAGUACGUAUCCGGUACGUAUCCGAGGCUCCGGUGGCAGCGCCCAGACUCGACACAGCGAAUCAGACGGUCGAUUUGCGAUUCGGGAUGGCAUUGGCACGGGGAACACGAUGUCCGACUCCGGGUUAUAAGCGGACACUCGGCCAUUGUUGGGGGGAGUCAAGAAUCCCGCAGUCAUUGCCUCGAAGACAGAAACAUCUAUUGUAUAGCCAUGCCGUCCAAAUCAGUUGAUCUCCUUAUAGUCGGCGCCGGCGUCCACGGUCUCAUAAUGGCCAAAACCUACCUCGAGGUGCACCCCUCGGCAACCCUGCUCGUCGUCGACGAGUCGCAGUCCGUCGGGGGUACAUGGGCCCGCGAGAGACUGUAUCCCGGACUGAAGACGAAUAAUGUCUUUGGCUCGUAUGAGCUUAGUGACUUUCCUAUGGAUGCGAGCCGAUAUGGUGUUGAAGGGACGGGGCAUAUCCCCGGACAGGUGGUCCAUUCGUAUCUGUGUGAUGUCGCUGAUCAUUUCGGGCUUACGUCGUGGAUUGUGCUUAAUACGAGAGUUAUCGCGACGGCCUUGCUGGAUGAUGGCUCCUGGAAGGCCUCGCUACAGACCGUGGAUCGAGACGAGUAUGCCGUUGAGGAGAUACAUGCAGCAAAGCUCGUCCUCGCCACAGGCCUCACCUCGAAACCACAUAUCCCACAAAUCGCUGGCUCGGAUACGUUUGGACGACCGAUCCUACAUUCAAAGCAACUCAAAGCGCAAGCGCAGCGCCUCGCAGAAAGCAAAACCGUUGUUGUCGUCGGCGGAAACAAGUCAGCCUGGGACGUUUGCUACACGGCCGCGCGCGCUGGAUCCCGAGUCCACAUGGUGAUUCGUCCUUCUGGGGGUGGCCCGAGUUAUCUGUGGCCUCGGCGAUUCUCCCUUGGCACUUUUGAAGCAUCGCUGGCGAAACUGUCGACGAUGCGACUGUUUACGUUGUUUGAUCCGGCAGUCGCAUUGGUGAGUACGGGGCCAUUUACAUGGGCGAAGAGGUUUCUCCAUCAGACGUUCAUGGGUCAAUGGAUCUGCCGUUGGUUCUGGACGUACCUUGAUGGGACUAUCAAAAGGAUCAACGAAUAUCAGACCCAUCCGGAGCUACAGAAAUUGGAGCCGUGGACGACGCCGUUCUGGAUGGGGAACUCACUCAGCAUACAUAAUUAUGAGACGAGCUGGUUUGAUUUGGUCCGGGAGGGGAGGAUCAAUGUUCAUAUCACGGAUCUCGAGUCGUUGUCGCCGGGGAAUGUCCAUUUGGCGGAUGGAACGACUCUCGACGCAGAUGCUCUGGUUUUGUGUACAGGAUGGACAACGGACCUUCCGGUGAAAGUUGACGUUGACCGAGUGGAUGAGAAGGAGGAGAGGCACUCGAGGGGGGCUCUCUACGCAAAGGUCCCGUACCUAUCGUAUAUACCAAGGCGAACAUCGAAUGCGCCCACAAUACAAAAAAGGGUUGCCUCGGCGGACGAUGCAGCGGAAUCCGACUCUGCAGUUCCCCUUCUCUACCGCGACAUGAUCCCCGCGGAAGAGAAAUAUCUACUUUCAAAGAACCUCGCCUUCAUCGGCAUGUCCGUCUCAAUCCACGCAGUCCUCGUCGCGCAGGCCCAAGCACUCUGGAUAACAGGAUUCCUCUCCGACAGCAUCCCGCACCUCCGCGCAGAAAAUCUAAAUCACGGUCAAUUCAGAAACAAGGCAAUUCUUGACAGGAUUUACGGCCAGCUGCGGCGCCCGCGAGACACUGGCGGACUCGCUGGAAGACAUGCAGAUCUGGUUUUUGACAGCCUGCCGUAUGUGGAUGGGUUACUUGGCGACAUGGGGCUGCCCUGCAGACGGAAGAAGAACUGGUGGAGGGAGCUGGUGGAGCCGUAUUGUCUCGAGGAUUAUCGGGGACUGGUACGGGAGUGGAUGGGAUUGGGAGGGAUCGAUCUGACAAAGUGAUACGAGGGAGCUGUCAAACUCGUGUCACGAGAACAGCUGGAGCGUUGGCUAUGUGGUGCAGAUGUUGUUAUGCCUUGAAUUCAGGAAGAGAAGUUCCCUUCGAAAUGUCAAAUUGUGGCUGGCUGACAGCUUCACCCCAAAAAUGAGAUACUGCUUAUUGGGCCAGAGGCAUGCAGGGCACUACUGCGACGUGAAGAAAAGACAUGUCAUAUUCUGCUCCUUGGAAGUAACGGGGCCAGAACGAGCUCAGUGACGUGGCACUGCAUUGAACCUCUGUCACUUUCUUCAAGUUGAUGUACUGUAGCCUGCAGCUGUCCACACCAAAAAAAAGACCUUAUACAAGUCGUAGGCAGAUCAUUUCCCUCGAGAGACCUGUGAGUGACAGUCGAGGUCGUUCGAUUUCAAAUUGGACUCUACAGCCAGCUGACAACCUUGGUGUACCGAGUAGAGGCAAACAUCCACACGACGCACGGCAGUUCGAACAUG